AUGGGUGCGGAGGAGUCGCUGCUCAUUAGCACUCUGGAUCAGCAGAAGACCCACAGACUCAGACCUCCUCAGUCCCUCAGACCCACAGACUCGGACCUCCUCAGUACCUCAGACCCACAGACUCGGACCUCCUCAGUCCCUCAGACCCACAGACUCAGACCUCCUCAGUACCUCCUCAGUACCUCAGACCCACAGACUCAGACCUCCUCAGUACCUCAGACCCACAGACUCAGACCUCCUCACUCCCUCAGACCCACAGACUCAGACCUCCUCAGUCCCUCAGACCCACAGACUCGGACCUCCUCAGACCCACAGACUCGGACCUCCUCAGUCCCUCAGACCCACAGACUCGGACCUCCUCAGUACCUCAGACCCACAGACUCGGACCUCCUCAGUACCUCAGACCCACAGACUCGGACCUCCUCAGACCCACAGACUCGGACCUCCUCAGUCCCUCAGACCCACAGACUCGGACCUCCUCAGUACCUCAGACCCACAGACUCGGACCUCCUCAGUACCUCAGACCCACAGACCCAGACCUCCUCAGUCCCUCAGACCCACAGACUCGGACCUCCUCAGUCCCUCAGACCCACAGACUCAGACCUCCUCAGUACCUCCUCAGUACCUCAGACCCACAGACUCAGACCUCCUCAGUACCUCAGACCCACAGACUCAGACCUCCUCACUCCCUCAGACCCACAGACUCAGACCUCCUCAGUCCCUCAGACCCACAGACUCGGACCUCCUCAGACCCACAGACUCGGACCUCCUCAGUCCCUCAGACCCACAGACUCGGACCUCCUCAGUACCUCAGACCCACAGACUCGGACCUCCUCAGUACCUCAGACCCACAGACUCGGACCUCCUCAGACCCACAGACUCGGACCUCCUCAGUCCCUCAGACCCACAGACUCGGACCUCCUCAGUCCCUCAGACCCACAGACUCGGACCUCCUCAGUACCUCAGACCCACAGACCCAGACCUCCUCAGUCCCUCAGACCCACAGACCCAGACCUCCUCAAAACUGGAGGAGGACCUGUAGCUUUGUUUGAGGACGUCAUCAUCUCUGGAUUAGGAGGAGGUGAAGUGGGAGGAGGUGAACCGGAGGCGACCUGCACACUCAUCACGUCCUCCGCUCAGGAACACUCCACCCCUGAUCCAAUCACGGCUGAGGAAGCAUUUCAAUACCAGCCCAAAGAUAACUACCACUUCUCUGUAAUUGAUCCUGCGAAGACAUUAAGUCCGCAGACUCAGAACCUGCAGUAA
Messenger RNA from Knipowitschia caucasica, 1266 nucleotides. NCBI's taxonomy places the organism in Eukaryota, Metazoa, Chordata, Actinopteri, Gobiiformes, Gobiidae. The record is from the annotation of a GenBank genome assembly.